AUGCUGGCGACGAUGGGCUACAUCACCCCAGAGAUCACUGGCAAGCUGCCAGGGUACCUGUCGCCGUCCGCUGGCCUGAAGUUCGCGGACAUCCCGAACGGCCUCGGUGCGAUCUCCAAGGUUCCCGCGGCGGGCUGGGCGCAGAUCGUGGCGUACGGCGCGUUCUGCGAGCUGUCCCAGGACCAGUCCGCUGGCACCGCCGCCGCGGCGGGUGACUUCGGCUUCAAGGUGCUGACGUCCAGCGACGCUGGGGAGAAGCAGAAGAAGUUGGCGGCUGAGAUCGCCAACGGUCGUCUGGCCAUGAUGGCGAUCAUCGGAAUGUUCUUCCAGGACGGCUUGACUGGCUCCGCGUGGGGCGACUGGGCGCUCUACACGGGCUCUCCGCUGCGUGCGUUCGAGAGCGAGCUGGGCGUGCAGGACCCGGUUGGCUUCUGGGAUCCCGCUGGCUUCACUGCGGACGGUAGCACGGAGAACUUUGCCCGCCGGCGCCAGACCGAGCUGAAGCACGGCCGCGUGUCUAUGCUGGCGACGAUGGGCUACAUCACCCCAGAGAUCACCGGCAAGCUGCCAGGGUACCUGUCGCCGUCCGCUGGCCUGAAGUUCGCGGACAUCCCGAACGGCCUCGGUGCGAUCUCCAAGGUUCCCGCGGCGGGCUGGGCGCAGAUCGUGGCGUACGGCGCGUUCUGCGAGCUGUCCCAGGACCAGUCCGCUGGCACCGCUGCCGCGGCGGGUGACUUCGGCUUCAAGGUGCUGACGUCCAGCGACGCUGGGGAGAAGCAGAAGAAGUUGGCGGCUGAGAUCGCCAACGGUCGUCUGGCCAUGAUGGCGAUCAUCGGAAUGUUCUUCCAGGACGGCUUGACUGGCUCCGCGUGGGGCGACUGGGCGCUCUACACGGGCUCUCCGCUGCGCGCGUUCGAGAGCGAGCUGGGCGUGCAGGACCCGGUUGGCUUCUGGGAUCCCGCUGGCUUCACUGCGGACGGUAGCACGGAGAACUUUGCCCGCCGGCGCCAGACCGAGCUGAAGCACGGCCGCGUGUCUAUGCUGGCGACGAUGGGCUACAUCACCCCAGAGAUCACCGGCAAGCUGCCAGGGUACCUGUCGCCGUCCGCUGGCCUGAAGUUCGCGGACAUCCCGAACGGCCUCGGUGCGAUCUCCAAGGUUCCCGCGGCGGGCUGGGCGCAGAUCGUGGCGUACGGCGCGUUCUGCGAGCUGUCCCAGGACCAGUCCGCUGGCACCGCCGCCGCGGCGGGUGACUUCGGCUUCAAGGUGCUGACGUCCAGCGACGCUGGGGAGAAGCAGAAGAAGUUGGCGGCUGAGAUCGCCAACGGUCGUCUGGCCAUGAUGGCGAUCAUCGGAAUGUUCUUCCAGGACGGCUUGACUGGCUCCGCGUGGGGCGACUGGGCGCUCUACACGGGCUCUCCGCUGCGCGCGUUCGAGAGCGAGCUGGGCGUGCAGGACCCGGUUGGCUUCUGGGAUCCCGCUGGCUUCACUGCGGACGGUAGCACGGAGAACUUUGCCCGCCGGCGCCAGACCGAGCUGAAGCACGGCCGCGUGUCUAUGCUGGCGACGAUGGGCUACAUCACCCCAGAGAUCACCGGCAAGCUGCCAGGGUACCUGUCGCCGUCCGCUGGCCUGAAGUUCGCGGACAUCCCGAACGGCCUCGGUGCGAUCUCCAAGGUUCCCGCGGCGGGCUGGGCGCAGAUCGUGGCGUACGGCGCGUUCUGCGAGCUGUCCCAGGACCAGUCCGCUGGCACCGCCGCCGCGGCGGGUGACUUCGGCUUCAAGGUGCUGACGUCCAGCGACGCUGGGGAGAAGCAGAAGAAGUUGGCGGCUGAGAUCGCCAACGGUCGUCUGGCCAUGAUGGCGAUCAUCGGAAUGUUUUUCCAGGACGGCUUGACUGGCUCCGCGUGGGGCGACUGGGCGCUCUACACGGGCUCUCCGCUGCGCGCGUUCGAGAGCGAGCUGGGCGUGCAGGACCCGGUUGGCUUCUGGGAUCCCGCUGGCUUCACUGCGGACGGUAGCACGGAGAACUUUGCCCGCCGGCGCCAGACCGAGCUGAAGCACGGCCGCGUGUCUAUGCUGGCGACGAUGGGCUACAUCACCCCAGAGAUCACCGGCAAGCUGCCAGGGUACCUGUCGCCGUCCGCUGGCCUGAAGUUCGCGGACAUCCCGAACGGCCUCGGGCGAUCUCCAAGGUUCCCGCGGCGGGCUGGGCGCAGAUCGUGGCGUACGGCGCGUUCUGCGAGCUGUCCCAGGACCAGUCCGCUGGCACCGCCGCCGCUGCGGGUGACUUCGGCUUCAAGGUGCUGA
This is a messenger RNA of Prorocentrum cordatum, 2310 nucleotides long. The record is from the annotation of a GenBank genome assembly. Lineage: Eukaryota; Dinophyceae; Prorocentrales; Prorocentraceae.